Neogale vison (American mink) is the source of this 2234-nucleotide messenger RNA. RefSeq names its product ORMDL sphingolipid biosynthesis regulator 1 (gene ORMDL1). Gene Ontology annotation, biological process: ceramide metabolic process; negative regulation of ceramide biosynthetic process; intracellular sphingolipid homeostasis. The transcript has 4 exons. Gene Ontology annotation, cellular component: endoplasmic reticulum membrane. NCBI's taxonomy places the organism in Eukaryota, Metazoa, Chordata, Mammalia, Carnivora, Mustelidae. Bases 338 to 799 code for a protein of 153 amino acids. The record is from RefSeq and is a predicted model, not a curated record.
GGGCCGCUGUGUUUCCUUCGAGGGAGGCUGAGAACCGAGGCAGCGUCGGCAUCACAGUCCCUGGGAACUAAUAUCCCGUCUUCCUGCGACGGUCAUCUCGAAUGCGCUGAAAGGAAAAACUUAGAAAAAUCGAAGAACUAAAAUUUUAGGGGAGUUGAAGAGUUAAAGGAGGAAAGACUCGUUGUUGUAACUUCCCUGUAUCAUGAGACUGAGAAACCAACCUUAGCCCUUGACCACGCAGGUUUCUCAUCACCGUGAGUUCUCCCAGGGUCAGUGUUUAAAAAGCCGGGACUUGAUCCUGACCGCUCUUUGGAAACAACGUUACAUUAGAGCAAACAUGAAUGUUGGAGUUGCCCACAGUGAGGUGAAUCCAAAUACCCGUGUAAUGAACAGCCGGGGUAUGUGGCUGACAUAUGCCUUAGGAGUUGGCUUGCUUCAUAUUGUCCUACUCAGUAUUCCCUUCUUCAGUGUUCCUGUUGCUUGGACUUUAACAAAUGUUAUACAUAAUCUGGGGAUGUAUGUAUUUUUGCAUGCAGUAAAAGGAACACCUUUUGAAACUCCUGACCAGGGUAAAGCAAGGCUCCUAACUCAUUGGGAACAACUGGACUAUGGAGUACAGUUUACAUCUUCACGGAAGUUUUUCACAAUUUCUCCAAUAAUUCUAUAUUUUCUGGCAAGUUUCUAUACGAAGUAUGAUCCAACUCACUUCAUCCUAAACACAGCUUCUCUCCUGACUGUGCUAAUUCCUAAAAUGCCACAGCUUCAUGGUGUUCGGAUCUUUGGAAUUAAUAAGUAUUGAAAUGUUUUGGAAUGGAACAAAAAUGUUUACAGCUACUGAGUUUUCUGUAAGGAAGGAGUGGUUAGGAAACUGCACUGUUUCCAUGAUAAUGUGAAAUGAGAAGUAUUUACAUUGGAGGGCCAGUUGCUGGUUCUUCAUAUGCUGUUUUGAAGGGCAGAUAUUUACUAUAAGAUGCCUCUGUUUAAUGCAUGUGGUAUCUUUCUAAAGAGAGGCUUUAUAGGCAAGCUGGGCAGGCCCAGCUUAUAAGUUAAAUGGCUGUAAAGUGAGGUAUAGUAGAUAAAUCCAAGGAAAGAAGAGAUUUAUAAGAUACUAAGAACACCUUAGCUUAUAAUGAGUGGGCAUUAUGUUAGGAGAAGAAAAUUUCCAAUCAUUCAGUCAGUUUAAGCAGACAUACAUGUAAACCAGAAUCAUCUCUUUACAAGUUUAUUGCAGAUCAUUUUUAUUACAAGUUUAUUACAGAUCAUUUUAUAUUCCUCUUGUGUUACAUAAGAGGAUAUUUCCCUCUUGUUUUAUAGAUGCCAAUCCCUACUUUAUGAUUGUAAUUUUUUGGUUUUGCGGGCUCGACACUGUAUUGAAGGAUGAGGUCAUUUUUACAUUUAUUAAGUUACUGUGAAGGUCCACCUUCAUGACUGGUGAUAGAAGACAGCCAGGCAUCUUACAAAGAGCCUCUGAGUCAGAGUUCUCAUUUUGGAGCAGAGUGGGUUUUGUUGCCUUUCCAGACACAAGGCUGCUAAUCCAGUGAAGAAAAUAAUUUAUUUCACACAGUUAAAAUAUAUGAUAAGUUAAAGCUCUCUGCUUAUUUAGUUGAUCAAUAUGAUUGUGAAAGACUGCUGUUGUUUAGAAAAGGAAACAAAAUGGACAGCUAUUUAGCCGACCUGUGGUCUGGCAGAAACUGCUUCUCUAGCAGUAGUACCAAAGUAAAUAAUGAAGUCGUCUUUAGGGGGAUUGCAGUAAAAAAAAAAAAUUUCUUUUCUUACAUCCCCUGGUCUCAACCCCCAUUCUUUUCCCAUUAAUGUUUUGCCUUUCAAUACAUGAAUCUUAGUGUAGAUUAACCCAGAGCGGUAACUGUUUCCAAAGCAGCAACCACAUUGAAUUCUUGUGGCUUAGAGACACUUCCGAUAGCUGGGAUUAAUUACAAGAAAUAACUUAUACUGCUUUGAGAAGGACAUAUGUCAAAAACAAAGUUCUGAUACGGGAUGAAACUGAAAAGUCCGGUAAUAUUUGUAAACAAAACUGAGUGAAAAGAGUUAUAGACCAACUGAAAAAUCAAUUUGUUUCAAUAAACUGACUUUUGGGGGCUAAUGAUCAUUAUUUUGUAUUACAGAAGUACCGAGUUUAGAAAUCAGUUGUGUAAUAAUGCUUUUGUAUGUUUGUCUUUUCCCAUGUAUUUUUAAACCAGUAAACUAUACUUGAAUAAAACUUUUCUUUCAUGUAA